Fusarium redolens is the source of this 684-nucleotide messenger RNA. RefSeq lists its product as uncharacterized. NCBI's taxonomy places the organism in Eukaryota, Fungi, Ascomycota, Sordariomycetes, Hypocreales, Nectriaceae. The record is from RefSeq and is a predicted model, not a curated record. The transcript has a single exon. Bases 1 to 684 code for a protein of 227 amino acids.
AUGGCAUCGUCUCAACCCAUCGUCGUCUCACCACAAACUCCUUCGGAGCUUCUAUCGUAUAUCAUAUCUUACCACAGAUAUCCUUCGACAAUAAUAGUUGGCUCGUCAAAAGAAGAGUUUCAGAGCUCACUCAUCGAGGACAUAACACACCAUCUCACUCUUCAAGAGGAACAACUACAACAGGAAGACCCAGGAAACUCAGAAACACAACCUUCUCAUCAUCUUAUAAAAGCACCUCUCUUCCAAAUAGCCAUAUCUCGCCACAUUAGAUUUCUAUUUGCACCAACUGUCACACAUCUACGCGCCUUUCUCUCCGUCUUUACGCCAAAAGAUUCAGUCAUACCAGCACCACCAAACUAUACGCCUACUUCUCGACCACCUCUACUUCUGGUCUACGGUCUUCUAGCUCUUCACAGGGACGCAAGUGAAUGGUCUGCGCAAGGCAUAAGCAACUCAGCUGCGCUCCUAGUCGAUGCCGCCUCACGAAAUGAGUUCAGAGCUGCCAUCAUUGAGCCAAAAGGGAUAGGAGGGCAUGAUACUCUGGAUCGAAUGGGAGGAGAGAUGAUACCUCUGUUGAAUGGCACAACGAGAAGAGACGAUGGAUCAUGGAGUGGACGGACUGUCAGUGUUAAGCAAGUCUUAAGUCGAUGGUUCGAAUUUGAUACUCGUGAACAAGAAGGUUGA